This is a messenger RNA of Toxorhynchites rutilus septentrionalis, 1387 nucleotides long. Its product is annotated as ketimine reductase mu-crystallin. Lineage: Eukaryota; Metazoa; Arthropoda; Insecta; Diptera; Culicidae. The transcript has 6 exons. The record is from RefSeq and is a predicted model, not a curated record. The coding region runs from base 225 to 1259 and encodes 344 amino acids. Gene Ontology annotation, molecular function: hormone binding. Gene Ontology annotation, cellular component: cytoplasm.
UCAAUGAUCUAGCGAUAAAAUUGAUACGGUGUAUUUUUAAUGCUGUAGCAUUAUGAAAGAAUCGAAUAUCUAUAUCAAACUGAAUGAAACCGCAUAACAAAUGAUAACAUAAGAUGGAAAUGACAGCAAGAAUUCCUCUCAACUGAACAUCAUCGUGCACAAGAGAAUCGUGGCAUCAUCUGUUCAUUUUAUUGUGAAGCAUUAUACGCUGGUUUACCAUCGAAAUGUCAUCAAAUAGCAGCCCUGUAUUCAUUAGCAAGAAUGAGCUGAAGCCGUUCACGAAUUGGACCGAUAUAUUAUAUGCGUUGGAGCAAGCUUUCUUAUCUGUAUCCAACACAUCUAAGGAAACCGGCUUACCAUUCUGCUCUCAACCAGCGCGAUCAUUAGUACAGGCAGGCGAAGUAGGUCUUCUGCUUUGUAUGCCUGGAUUUUUGGGAAAUCACUGCAUUCUCAGAGACUGCCCUGAGUCGUCACGCGUGUCAACAUUGGCUUGCAAACUAAUUGCUAGUUUCGGUGCAAAUCUACGAUUGGAAACACCGAUCCCCGACAUCAAUGGAAACAUUUUUCUAUUCAAUGAGAAUACUGGUAGAUUGCAGGCCACCUUGGAAGCAAACUAUCUCACUGGAUUACGAACCGCAGCUGCUUCUAUUGUUGCCACUGAACAGAUAUUCUUCUCAAGAACGACCAAUCAAUCGGCAUUUGUGCUUGGGAUUAUUGGUACAGGAACACAGGGGGAAUUUCAUGCAAUCGGUUUUCUUAACACUCAUAAAUUUGUUCAGAUUAGAUUAUGGAACCGAACAAAGGCCCGUAGUGAACAUCUCAGAACGAAGCUGUUAGAACUGAAACCGAAUAGCAUCAAUUCAAACGUGCAUAUUUCGGUUCAUGACUCUGUGGAAGAAUGUUGUAAAGAUUGUGAUGUGAUAGUGUCAGCAACCAGUUCGAGUACCCCACUGAUAUUCAAUCGUUUUUUGAAAUCCAACGUGCACAUUAAUGCUAUCGGAGCUGGACGUUCUCAUCAUGCCGAACUUUCUCAAGAUGUAUACGAUGACUGCAACGUGUUUAUUGAUUACUGGAAUGGAGCUCGUUCAGAACUGGCUACUUUGAAAGCAAACAUUGUUGGAGAAAUAGGAGAGGUUAUGACUAAAAAGAAGAAUGUACCGUCUAGUGGUAUUACCGUCUUUCAAUCAAUUGGAAUGGCGGUACAAGAUGCCGCCAUCGGAAGACUGUUUUACGACAAAUAUCAACAAAACAUCGGCUGAUUAGAGUUACGAUGUAAAUGAUGAAAUGAAUUAAAACCGUAAAAAAUAUACUUCCUUCAAUAUAUUAAAAAAAAAGACGGGUGGGUAAUGUCGGGGACAUAACCGGAGUGACGUAGGACUAUACAAAG